Acanthosepion pharaonis is the source of this 1479-nucleotide messenger RNA. The record is from the annotation of a GenBank genome assembly. Lineage: Eukaryota; Metazoa; Mollusca; Cephalopoda; Sepiida; Sepiidae.
AUGAUAUCUAUCUAUCUAUCUAUCUAUCUAUCUAUCAACAUACGCGCAAAUAUAUAUAUAUAUAUAUAUAUUUAUCUAUCUAUCUAUCUAUCUAUCUAUCUAUCUAUCUAUCUAUCUCAUAUUCCUAUCUACUUCGGAUAUCAAUUACGCUUCCUUUCUCUUUUUCUCUCUCUUUCAGACUUAGCCUAUUCAUAUCUACUUCUCUCUCUCUCUCUUUCAGUCCUAACUUAUUUAUAUCUACUUCGUCUCUCUUUCAGUCAACCUAUUUGUAUCAACGUUUCUCUUUCUCCCCUAUCUUUUCACCUCUCUCUCUCUCUCUCUCUCUCUGUCUCUUACACUGUUAGUUUAUUUAUAUCUACUUCGUCUCUCUCUUUUUUUUCAAUCAACCUAUUUAUAUCUACGUCUCUCUCUUCUUAUCUCUCUUUUCUCCUCUCCCUCUCUCUAUCUCUCUUUACCUUUCCCUUUCUUCUCUUUUCAGCCUUAGCUUAUCUAUAUCUACUUCAUCUCUCCCCACCUCUCUCUCUUCUAUUUAUAUCUACUUCGUCUCUCACUCCCCAUCUCUCACUUUUUAGCAUAUUUAUAUCUCCUUCGUCUCUCUCCGCCUGCCACUUUAUCUCUUUCAGCCUUAGCCUAUUUAUAUCGACUGCGUCUCUAUCUCUUUCUUUCUUAACUUAUUUAUCUCUAUCACCACUCUCUCUCUUUCCCUCUUUCUUUGAGUCUUAUCCUAUUCAUAUCUAUUUCGAAUCUCAGUCACAAGUUAAUUUUCAAGGUUGCAGUUCUUCCUAUUUCGAUACCUUGUCGCAACUGACGCCAUCUUCCGACGACAAUGGUACAAAAUCAACUCUUUGCCUUCUUCUUCUUCUUCUUCUUCUUCUUCUUCUUCUUCUUCUUUGUUCUUUUUUGUUCUUUUUUGUUUUUCUUCCUUUUCUUUUUUUUCUUCUUUCUUUUUCUUUUUUUCUUUUUGGCUUUUCUUCCUCUUCUUUUUUUCUUCUUUUUCUUUUUUCUUCUUUUUUUGAUCAUUCUUCUACUUCUCCUCUUUCUUUUUUCUUCUUUUUUGUUCUUCGUUCUUCUCCCUCUUAUUUUUUCUUCUUUUUCUUCUUAUUCUUCUUUUCAUUCUUUUUUGUCGUUUUUUGUUUUUCUUCUACUUUUUCUUCUUCUUCUUUCUUCUUUUUCUUCUUUCUUUUUUGUUCUUUUUCGUUUUUCGUCCUCUUCUUUUUUCUUCUUCUUUUUCUUUUCUCUUCUUUUUUGUUCUUUCUUCUCCUCCUCCUCUUUUUUGUUCUUUUUUGUUCUUUCUUCUCCUCCUCUUCUCUUCUCUUUUCUUUAUUUCUUCCUCUUCUUUUUCUUUAUUUCUUCUUUAUUCUUCAUCUUCUUUCUAUUCUUCUUUUGCUACUUUUUUGUUCUUUCUUUCUUUCUUUCUUUCUUUCUUUCUUUCUUCUUCUUCUUCUUCUUCUUCUUCUUCUUCUUCUUCUUCUUUACUAA